CUAUUCAGAGCUCCCGUGGGAAAAACACGAAGAAGACGAGGCUCCCCGCCAUGGCGCGCCGCGGGGGGAGGACUCGCUGUAACGGGAAUAGUGAAAAUAAUUAUCAACUUUAUUUAUAGAAGCAUGGCUGAAGACUACUGGGAGACGCUGCCGGCCUCGGGAUACCCUUAUUAGCGCUAGCUUGCCGAGCUAGCCAGAGACGGCAAGGACAGGCGGGAUCCCUCCGGUGUCCUGCCCAAACUGGCUGCCCUUCCCCCUUCUUCAGCAUCACGCCCCCCCCUGCCCCCCUUUAUGGAGAGGAUGAGGAAGAUCAAACGCCAGCUGUCACUCACCCUGGGGAGGGGAGGGGCUGGAAAUGGGGACAGAACAAUUGAUGAGACCAUCACCCAGGAAGUGACAUCACACAGUGACUCAGAGGUGGGCUCGGUGCGGGCAGGUCCAGCCUCUCGGGGCUCUUCAGGAGGUGGUAUGAAGGCCAGAGGAGGUACAGGAGGGGGCAACUCUUCUUCCUCCUCCUCGUCCCUGUCAGUACACGCCCUGCUACAGUCAUAUGGCAGCUCUUUGAGACGGCCUCGCAGUCUGGGGCGAAGCCUGAGCUCCUACCUGAACCAUGCCGCCAGACUGGAGAUAGUACAUGAGGAUGUAAAGAUGUGCUCUGAUGGUGAGAGUGAUCAAGCCUCCUCGUCAGAUGACGUCCACAGCCCUGUUAGGCUUCGCCUCAGAAACCAGCUGGCACGCAAGAAACUGUCUACUGAGGACAUCAACAAACGGCUGUCAUUACCGGCUGAUAUUCGGUUACCAGACGCCUACCUGGCGAAGUUUAACCUGACCAGUCCUGCUCUGUUCGACCAGCCAAUCAGCAGACGCCUCCGCAAAGUGUCUCUGUCAGAGAUUGGAUUUGGGAAACUGGAAACAUAUGUCAAGCUUGACAAACUGGGAGAGGGCACAUAUGCUACAGUCUAUAAGGGGAGAAGUAAACUGACUGAUAACCUAGUGGCUUUGAAGGAGAUUCGACUGGAGCAUGAAGAGGGAGCUCCCUGCACAGCUAUCAGAGAAGUAUCUCUGUUAAAGGACUUGAAACAUGCGAACAUCGUCACGCUGCAUGACAUCAUACACACACAGAAGUCUCUCACGCUGGUCUUUGAGUAUCUGGACAAAGACCUGAAGCAGUACCUAGAUGACUGUGGAAACACCAUCCAUGUCCACAACGUCAAGCUGUUUCUCUUCCAGCUGCUCAGAGGUCUCAACUACUGCCACAGGAGGAAAGUCCUCCAUCGAGACUUGAAACCACAAAACCUCCUGAUCAACGACAAGGGAGAACUCAAACUGGCUGACUUUGGUUUGGCCCGGGCAAAGUCCAUCCCUACUAAGACAUAUUCCAAUGAAGUGGUGACCCUGUGGUAUCGUCCACCAGACAUCUUACUAGGCAGCACAGAUUACUCCACACAGAUUGACAUGUGGGGGGUUGGCUGUAUAUUCUAUGAGAUGUCCACUGGCCGGCCUCUGUUUCCUGGCUCUACUGUGGAGGAAGAAUUGCACUUUAUCUUCAAACUGCUGGGUACUCCUACAGAGGGUAGCUGGCCUGGGAUCAGCUCUAAUGAAGAGUUUAUCUCCUACAAUUAUCCCAACUACAGAGCAGAGAAACUGAGCAAUCACACACCCAGGUUGGACAAUGAAGGAGUGGAACUACUCUCUAAAUUCCUCCAGUUUGAGGGCAAGAAGAGAAUCUCAGCAGACGAGGCCAUGAGGCAUGCUUACUUCAUCGACCUGGGCAGUAGAAUACAGAACCUGUCUGAUACAACAUCCAUCUUUACUCUGUCAGACAUUCAACUGGAAAAAGAAGCAGUCAAACCCCCUGCUCUGUCUGAGUCAGUCAACAGUCUAUCCAGGAGACAGUCUCUUCUUUUCUGAGAGGAGAUGAGGCUAAAAGGGAGAUUUAUUGAUGGAGAGACAGAUGGAGUAAACAAUGAAGGAGAAGAUGGAUGUUUCUGCAUCUCACCAGGAGACAUUCGCCUUGGAUUGAUAAAGUUUAGUUUAUCUACUUGAAG
Molecule: messenger RNA, 2048 nt
Organism: Lampris incognitus (smalleye Pacific opah)
Lineage: Eukaryota; Metazoa; Chordata; Actinopteri; Lampriformes; Lampridae
Gene: cdk16
Product: cyclin dependent kinase 16
Exons: 17
Coding region: 292-1911 (539 amino acids)
Biological process (GO): exocytosis; protein phosphorylation; neuron projection development
Cellular component (GO): synaptic vesicle; cytoplasm; nucleus
Molecular function (GO): ATP binding; protein kinase activity
Source: RefSeq, a predicted model, not a curated record